AUGCCAUCGACAAACAUCAUAGGCGUGAAGAUCCUCAUUGACCACGAGCACCGAGCGAACCAAUCAGUCGGCCGACAAGCAGACGACGGCACGUUAACCGUUAACGUAAAUGGAUCUAUGCCCGACCGUCGAUCCGGGCCAGUCAGAGCACGCAGAUUACAGAGUAGGCUCCGUCGAGGACGUCAAGACUUUUCUGUUGGCAAGAUAGAAAUUAAGAAUCAUGCAAUACGGAGUCGUUAA
Messenger RNA from Talaromyces marneffei, 240 nucleotides. RefSeq lists its product as uncharacterized. The transcript has 2 exons. The coding region runs from base 1 to 240 and encodes 79 amino acids. The record is from RefSeq and is a predicted model, not a curated record. Lineage: Eukaryota; Fungi; Ascomycota; Eurotiomycetes; Eurotiales; Trichocomaceae.